UGCCAGCGCCGGCCGGGCCACACCACCAGCCACGCACACAAAUAAGCUAGGCAGCGAGGACCAACACCCACACACCUGCAGAUCGACCAGCAAUACUACUAGCUUCGCAAACUGCGGCUACCGGCGGCCUAGCUACCGCCGCGCCGCGAUCCACACAGAGAGAUCCUCGAUCGCUGGCCAAGUUUCCUGCGGCAGGCACCCUAUAUAUAGCUUGCUAGCUAGCUAGUAGAGCAAGUACGUGUAGCUCGCCCGGUCGCGCGCGGUGCUCGAUCGACGACGACAUUGGCGACGCGCGUACCAGGCCACAGCAUCGUCUUGGGGUGGAUAUAUAUAGAGCUAGACUAGAUGGCCAAGCCCGUGAAGCAGCUGACUGCUGCUGCCUCCCUCUCGCUGAUGAAGGCCAUCAGCAGCAGCAGCAGCCGUCUCAGCUCAGGCGGGAACGCGCAGCGCUUCGGCUCGUCACUACCCUGCGGCCGCGGGAGGACGAUGCCGACGCAACGGAGGAGCACGUCGUCGUCGACGCGCCCUGCGGCUCCGGUGAACAGAGUUGGCCCUGGCAGAAGCAAGCAACACGAUAAGGGAGCAUCAGAGACUACGAUAAUGCAGCAACUCCAGCAAGUCGAUGUGCUUGAGAACAUGGGGAUUUCUCGGCAUUUUGCUGGUGAAAUUAAGCGUGUCCUUGACAGGACAUACAGAUGUUGGUUACUGAGGGAUGAGGAAAUUAUGCUGGACGCAGCGACAUGUGCGAUGGCAUUUCGUAUUCUAAGGAUGAACGGAUAUGAUGUCUCUUCUGAUGAGCUGUAUCAUGUUGCUGAAGCAUCCAUGUUCCAUAAUUCACUUGGAGGAUAUUUGAAUGAUACAAGAACAAUGUUAGAAUUACACAAAGCUUCUACAGUUAGUACCUCAGAAGACGAGUAUAUCCUGGAUACCAUAGGCUCAUGGUCAAGUACCUUACUGAGGGAACAACUAGGGUCUGGUGGUGCACUAAGGAGAACUCCACUCUUUAGAGAGGUGGAACAUGCUCUAGAUUGUCCCUUCUACACCACAUUGGACCGUCUAGACCACAGGUGGAACAUCGAAAAUUUCAAUGUUACGGGCCACCGGAUGCUAGAGACACCAUACUUGUCUAGUCGACAUACCAGCAGAGAUAUUCUAACGUUGGCUGUCCGAGACUUUAGUUCCUCUCAAUUUAAGUACCAACAAGAACUUAAGCAUCUUGAAAGCUGGGUGAAAGAGUGCAAGUUGGACCAGCUACCAUUUGCACGGCAGAAGUUGGCAUACUUCUACUUGUCUGCUGCUGGCACCAUGUUCCCUCCUGAACUGUCUGAUGCUCGCAUUUUGUGGGCAAAAAAUGGUGUACUCACAACUGUUGUUGAUGACUUCUUUGAUGUUGGAGGAUCAAAAGAAGAACUUGAAAAUCUUUUGUUGUUGGUUGAGAUGUGGGACGAACAUCACAAAAUUGAGUUCUACUCGGAACAAGUAGAGAUUGUAUUUUCUUCAAUUUACAACUCAGUUAACCAGCUUGGAGCAAAGGCUUCUUUGCUACAAGACCGCAAUGUUACCAAACACCUAGUACAAAUAUGGUUGGAUUUGCUAAAGUCUAUGAUGACAGAGGUAGAGUGGCGGAUGAGCAAAUAUGUGCCAACAGAGGAGGAAUACAUGGCAAAUGCAUCUUUAACAUUUGCAUUAGGCCCCAUUGUACUGCCAACAUUGUAUUUUCUUGGGCCAAAGAUCCCGAAGUCUGCCAUUAAAGAUCCAGAAUACAACGAGUUGUUUAGGUUAAUGAGCACAUGUGGUCGGCUCCUGAAUGAUGUUGAAACAUUUGAGAGAGAGUACAAUGAGGGCAAGCUGAACAGUGUUUCUCUCCUUGUUCUUCAUGGUGGCUCCAUGUCCAUAUCAGAUGCUAGAAGGAAAUUACAGAAGCCCAUAGACACCUGCAGGAGAGAUCUACUACGACUGGUUCUACGUGAAGAAGGUGUCAUUCCUAGGCCCUGCAAGGAAUUAUUCUGGAAAAUGUGCAAGGUGUGCUACUUCUUCUAUUCGGGAACUGAUGGGUUUAGCUCACCAGUGGAGAAGGCUAGAGAAGUGGAUGCGGUGAUCAAUGAGCCACUAAAGCUCCAAGGAAGCCAUGCAUCGCUGCGUGUUGUGUGGGAGAGGGAGGAACCAAGCCUCAAUGAUGUUGUUCAUUUGAUUCAGUAGAUGUGUUUUCUCUGUUAGGUAUAUAGUUCAGUAGGUGACUUCAUCAGGUGGUGUAAGUAUAACUGCUUGCGUUGAUGUUAGUAGCAUAAAUAAAGGAAUGUUGAGCGAAGUAGGAUAUAUGAAAUUGGAACCUAAGGUAUUCAUAGAGUGUUCAUAACUAGAGUUUUAGACUUCUCCUAAUGAUGUGGACUUCUCCUGUGUUUUAGAAUUCAAAAUUUAGUAUAAAUUUUCGC
Messenger RNA from Sorghum bicolor (sorghum), 2432 nucleotides. RefSeq names its product acyclic sesquiterpene synthase. The transcript is spliced from 10 exons. Bases 346 to 2199 code for a protein of 617 amino acids. NCBI's taxonomy places the organism in Eukaryota, Viridiplantae, Streptophyta, Magnoliopsida, Poales, Poaceae. Gene Ontology annotation, molecular function: terpene synthase activity; magnesium ion binding. Gene Ontology annotation, biological process: diterpenoid biosynthetic process. The record is from RefSeq and is a predicted model, not a curated record.